AAUACCCCCAGAGAGUCAUGGGGAAGAAAACACAAAUCGCUGAUAACGUGACCGCGCAGUAUACAAACGAAAUUGACUAUUAGGCAGCUCGUGUUGGCAUUUAUUCUAGUUUGGACUUUCGGAGUAAAAGCAAAACAAAACGCCAUGAACUGGAGGAGAUCAGGAAUAACAUUCGCCUUGAUAUUUAUUAUUGGGGUAACAUCAGCUGCAGAAGAGGGGGAGGAGAUUCUAAUAACCACAACGAGAUUAUCGACAACGUCAGAAAGUGAAAUUUUAUUAACCACAACAGAAAAAUCCGGAAAAGCCGAAGAAGCAGAGGAAACAACAACGGAAGUGGAGGAGGAAACAACCACAACCACCACAGUUACAAUAGAUGACAACGAAAACACUGAGCCGCAUGUUAAAGAACCCGAAACCCCUUUACCCGAAUAUGCCAUCAAACAAAUGAAUUCCAUAUUGAAUCACAUUCUUCAAGCCUCGUAUCGAUUUGUAACUCAAAUGUUACAAGAAACCACUGCAGAUCCUGAAUCAUAUCCUCGAGAAAAACUUAAAACCUAUGCCGAGCUGUUGCUACGCCUACUGCACAUCGACGAUGAGCUGGAAUAUGAUGAAGAAUAUCAUUACAAUUUAAUGCUGAAGAAGUUGAACUUCCUCAAGGGGCGGACAACGAAAUAUCUUUCGACCUAUUUGCCCGAGGGAUGGGUUGAGGUCUACAUGAAAAAUAAACAAGAUAUUGUCGUGUGGAUCGAUGAAUCGGCCGAAGAAUUACACGACACAUUCCGUUGUUAUAUUUCCGAUGAGGAUGAUCAUGUGAAAUAUCAAUAUUUCAAUGAGGGCUUCGAUGAUCUGCUGCGAGCGAAUUUGUUACAACAAAAGUUGACAAUACUUUUGGAUCUCAUCAAAGUGGCAGCGAAUAGGAAAAAGGUCUCCUUUACGGAUAUUUAUAUGCAAACGUAGAAAUUAGUCACUUGUUACAAAUAUUUAGAAUAAAAUUAAGGUGGUUUUGAUUGGAAGAGAUA
Messenger RNA from Musca domestica (house fly), 1019 nucleotides. RefSeq lists its product as uncharacterized. Bases 145 to 957 code for a protein of 270 amino acids. The record is from RefSeq and is a predicted model, not a curated record. The transcript is spliced from 2 exons. NCBI's taxonomy places the organism in Eukaryota, Metazoa, Arthropoda, Insecta, Diptera, Muscidae.